Messenger RNA from Solanum tuberosum (potato), 977 nucleotides. RefSeq lists its product as uncharacterized. Gene Ontology annotation, biological process: proteasome assembly. The record is from RefSeq and is a predicted model, not a curated record. NCBI's taxonomy places the organism in Eukaryota, Viridiplantae, Streptophyta, Magnoliopsida, Solanales, Solanaceae. The transcript has 5 exons. Bases 141 to 611 code for a protein of 156 amino acids.
GCACCUUAACAUGGAUCGGGUUAGAGAUCGGGUUUUUUCCCAUCGGUACCCGUAUCUCUUUCAAAGCCCUCCAAAAUCCCCUGCUAAACCCUAGAAAUUUUGAAUUUGCCUAAUUCGUUUCUUCAAUUUCAACUGAAAAAAUGGAGGAAUCACCACCGUCCUCCUCCUCUAAUGGAAGAGUUGACGCUGUUACUGAGACAAUGAAUCAGUUGAAAGUAGCAGAAGAAGGCGAUGAUGGAAGUCGCGUGCAAGUCACGUGUUUCUCUGAAGUCGUUAACGAUGCUACUCUCUACUUUCAGAUCAUUCGUCUUCAGAAUCAGAUAUAUACAUGGAUUGGUUGCAACUCCACCAAACUUGGGGAUUUGUAUGCAGCUGCUCCAACAAGACCUGGCAAUACUGUUAGCGUGAGUUCCUUGACAGGAGGAUCAUCUGAUAAUACAGGAGCUGGUAUUGCCCGUAGAAUAGUUCUUAAGACUGGAAUCAAUGUUGUACUUGCUUCUAAUAUCCCCAAGAACAGCCCCAUGCUUGAGGCAGCUGCUGAGAAAAAGUUGGUGCAAAAGCUUAUCAGUCUAGGCUACGGAAAGCCUGGACCUCGAGGAGCAUCUCCGUAAUAGAUGUCCUUGCGUAUUGAGCUCAAUGUAGCAGUUAACUCAUUGUGAGAUAUUACUCUAGAAGUCAUGCAGAAUACAGGAAAACAGAAGAAUGAAAAGCCAACUAUGCCAUGGAUACGACAUCCAACAACCAGAUCGAAUCAUUUACCAUCAGCAAUGAAAAUGAAAUGAUGAUCACAUAGGAACUUGAUUAUUGUGCUGUGCUUAUGUUCUUAUUACUGAAUACUAGAAUAUUGGAUGCGAUGAAUAGCUCCGGAAGUGCAAUUUUCAUGUCUGUGUGAUGAACUGAUUGACAUAUUUACGAGAUCAUCAAUUCAUACGUCUAAUUUGUUAGACAAUGAUAGUACUUACCCUCUUUAGUGUUUU